Dryobates pubescens (Downy woodpecker) is the source of this 4481-nucleotide messenger RNA. RefSeq names its product enhancer of mRNA decapping 4 (gene EDC4). The record is from RefSeq and is a predicted model, not a curated record. The transcript has 29 exons. Gene Ontology annotation, biological process: deadenylation-independent decapping of nuclear-transcribed mRNA. Gene Ontology annotation, cellular component: P-body. NCBI's taxonomy places the organism in Eukaryota, Metazoa, Chordata, Aves, Piciformes, Picidae. Bases 54 to 4250 code for a protein of 1398 amino acids. Gene Ontology annotation, molecular function: protein binding.
GGGCCGGGGCGGUGCUGCAGGCUGUGCGGGCGGCGGGAAGCGGGCCGGGCCCCAUGGCCUCCUCCUCCAGCAUCGACAUCGAGGACGCGACCCAGCACCUACGGGACAUCCUCAAACUGGACCGGCCGGGAGGCUCAGUGAAUGAGAACCAGAGGCCAUCAAACUCCUACAACGGGGACCUGAAUGGGCUGCUGGUGCCUGACCCCCUGGUGGCUGCGGAUGGACCCUCCCUGGCCAAGCCGGUGCACCGCAGCGUCUCCCUGGCAGCCCUGCAGGAGAAGCAGGUCAUCUGCCUCUCAGGUGAUGACAGCUCCACUUGUUUGGUGAUAUCAGCAAAAGAUGUGGAGGUUGUGGCCAGCAGUGACUCCAGCAUCACCAGUAAGGCCAGAGGGAGUAACAAGGUGAAAAUAAAGCCUGUGGCCAGAUAUGACUGGGAGCAGAAAUACUACUAUGGCAAUCUGAUAGCUGUCUCCAACUCCUUCCUGGCCUAUGCUGUCAGAGUUCCCACCAAUGGCUUGGCCGUGGUGCGGGUGCUGAGCGUCAGCACGGCCGAGCGCACCUUGCUGAAGGGCUUCACUGGCGGCGUGGCAGACCUGGCCUUUGCUCACCUCAACUCCAACCAGCUGGCCUGCCUGGAUGAGGCUGGGAACCUUUUUGUUUGGCGUCUGGCCAUGGAUAAGGACAAAAUCCAAGAGGAGAUCCUGGUGAACAUCAAGCGUCCUGAGACCACCACCCUGAACCCCUCCCGUAGGAUCAUCUGGUGCCCCUUCAUCCCCGACGACAGCGAGGAGAGUGGUGAGGAGGGCAGCCAGACACUGGCCCUGCUGCAUGAGGACAGGGCAGAGGUGUGGGACUUGGACAUCCUCCGAACAAACAACAGCUCCUGGCCUGUGGAAGUGCCUAGCAUCAAAGAAGGCUUCAUUGUAGUGAAAGGCCACAGCACGUGCCUGAGCGAGGGAGCUCUUUCUCCAGAUGGAACUGUGCUGGCCACAGCAAGCCAUGAUGGCUUUGUCAAGUUCUGGCAGAUCUACAUUGAGGGGCAGGAUGAGCCAAGGUGUCUCCAUGAGUGGAAGCCCCACGAUGGUCGCCCUCUGUCCUGCCUGCUCUUCUGUGACAACCAUAAAAAACAGGACCCAGAGGUUCCAUUCUGGAGAUUCCUCAUCACAGGAGCAGAUCAGAACAGAGAAUUGAAGAUGUGGUGCACAGUGUCUUGGACCUGCCUGCAGACUGUCCGCUUUUCUCCUGACAUCUUCAGCUCCAUGAGCAUUCUUCCCAGCCUGAAAGUCUGCCUGGAUCUCUCUGCUGAAUACCUGAUCCUGAGUGAUGUGCAGAGAAAAGUCUUGUAUGUGAUGGAGCUGAUGCAGAAUCAAGAAGAAGGGAAAGCUUAUUUCAGCUCCAUCUCAGAGUUCCUCCUCACCAACCCAGUUCUAAGCUUUGGCAUCCAGGCUGUGAGCCGCUGUCGGCUGAGGCACACUGAAGUACUCCCAGCAGAAGAGGAAAAUGACAACUUGGGUGUGGAAGGAGCUCAGGGAGCUGGGGCUGUCGAAUCAGCAGCAGGCGUGCUGAUCAAGCUCUUCUGUGUGCACACCAAGGCCCUGCAGGAUGUGCAGAUCAGAUUCCAGCCUCUUCACAGCCCUGAUCUGGGUGCAUCCAUUCCUGCUCAUGGCUCUCAGGAAGACUUUGCCUUUCCAGACCACAUGGCUGAUCUCAGCACUGAAGGGCUGGGAUCUGAGAAGGGAUCUGUGCAUGGCUCCCAGCCAGACCUGCGGCGAAUUGCAGAGCUGCCUGUCCUGGCAGACUUCCUGUCCCUCUCAAACGACGCCAAACCAAAGCUGAUGACUCCAGAUGCAUUCAUGACACCAAGUGCAUCUCUUCAGCAGCUCGCCGUGUCCCCAGGCAGCAGUGUCAGCUCCCUGACUGCAGUCACAGCCAUCAGCAGCACCUCUGUCACUGACUCCUCCAUGCCCAGGCCAUCAGAAGACUUGACUGUGAGCCCCAAGAUGCAGCUGGACACCAGCCUCACACUGAGCAGCAGCAGCAGCAGUCUCCAGACAAGUCCUAGGAGCCAUUCUGUUCUCAUCCCAGGCCUCCCUGACAAACUAACACCAAAGGCACCUGUUGCAGUUGUACAAGGAAACCCCUCUUUGGCCCUGGAGCUGCAGGAGGUGGAGCCCUUGGUGGUGCCUCAGGCUUCUCCCACCCGUGAGCGCUCGCCGGACGUCAUCUCCUCUGCUUCCACAGCCCUGUCCCAGGACAUCCCCGAGAUCGCCUCCGAGACCCUGCAGCGCAGCUUCGCGGCCGCCCCGCCUGGGCUGCCUCCUGAGGAGCUGGGGCCCCAUGCUGACAGCAUGGCCUCGGCCGCCUCCGCCCUGCACCUGCUGUCUCCCCGCACCCGGCACGGCUCCGAGCACGGCCACCACACCCUGGACGUGCCCGAGGUGGAUAGGCUGAGCGCUCCCUCCCUGCUCGAGACUGCUCUGACGCAGGAGAGCGCCGCCCCUGACAGCAUGGGGGUGCAGCCGUGGCCGGCAGCCCCAGACAUCACCCGUGAGACCAGGGGCAGCCUGGCAGACAGCCCAAGGGAUGAGGUUGAAGAGAAGCACAAGAGCUCUGCCUACCAUCGCCACAGCUACCAGCUGCUGCAGCAUGACAGCCAGGAUGCCAGUGCAGAGCAAAGUGACCAUGAUGAUGAAGUUGCAAGCUUGGCUUCUACCUCAGGUGGAUUUGGUGCCAAGGCAUCCACACAGAGGCUGCCUGUGAAAGACUGGAAGGCUAAGGCCUCCCCUCGGGCCUCUCCCAAGCUGAAGCGCAAGGGCAAGAAGGAUGAUGGGGAUGUGAACCAGUCACCAAGAUCUUCUAACAACCAGGUGACCCCUGAGUUCCAGGAGGAGCUGAUGUGCAUCCUGAGGAGCCAGCAGCAAGAGCUCUCUGAGCUGCGGCAGAACCAGGUGGAGCUGCUGCAGAGACUCACAGACCACCUGGACACCAUCCAGAGCUCUCUCAUGGGCCACGUGGAGAGGGUGCUGGACUCCCAGCAAGAGCAGGAGCAGAGGAGGCUGGAGCGGGCGCUGACGGAGGGUCAGCAGCGCAACGGGCAGCUGCAGGAGCACCUGCACCAGCAGCUCUCCCAGUCCCUCUCCACCGCGCUCUACAGCCGCCUGGACAGGACCAUCCGCGAGGAGCUGAAGAAGACCAUCCCCCAGUGCAUUUCAAAGAGCAUGGACCCUGUUGCUGGGCAGCUGAGUAACAACAUGGCUGCCAAGCUCACUGCUGUGGAGGGGACCCUGAAGGAGAGCAUCACUAAGCUUGUGAAGUCGAAGAACCUUACCGACACCAUCGUGAGGGCAACAGCUGACACCCUGCAGGGCCCCAUCCAGGCAGCCUACAGAGAAACCUUCCAGAGUGUGGUCCUGCCGGCCUUUGAGAAGAGCUGCCAGGCCAUGUUCCAGCAGAUCAAUGACACCUUCAAGCAGGGCACACAGGAGUAUAUCCAGCAGCUGGAGGCUCACCUGAAGAACAAGAAGCUGCGGGAGCAGGAGGCCCGGGAGCCGCUGCUGGGGCAGCUGCGGCAGGUCCUGGGCAGCUUGCAGAGCAGCGCAGAGCAGCUGGCAUCCAGUGUGGCUGCCGGUGUCCAGAGCGAGCUGCAGCACCAGCUGCACGUCAUCGUGGGCAACAUGCAGGAGACCAUCUUGGCCCAGGUGCAGAGAGUCAUCAAAGGAGAGGUGAGCCUGGCAAUGAAGGAGCAGCAGGCAGCGGUCACCUCCAGCAUCGUGCAGGCCAUGCGCUCUGCGGCCGGCACUCCCAUCCCCUCCACACACCUGGACUUCCAGUCUCAGCAAACCCACAUCCUGCAGAUGCUGCAGCAGGGACACCUCAACCAGGCUUUCCAGCAGGCUCUGACAGCAGCUGAUCUCAACCUGGUGCUGUACGUCUGUGAAACUGUGGACACUCAGCAGGUGUUUGGGCAGCACCCCUGCCCCCUGACCCAGCCUGUGCUGCUCUCCCUCAUCCAGCAGCUCUCCUCUGACCUGGGUACCCGUACAGAGCUGAAACUGAAUUACUUGGAGGAAGCGGUGAUGCACCUGGACCACAGUGACCCCAUCACCCGAGACCACAUGGGGUCUGUCAUGAACCAGGUGCGGCAGAAGCUGUUCCAGUUCCUGCAGGUGGAGCCCCACAACACGCUGAGCAAGCCUGCACGGCGCCUCAUGAUCAUGCUGCAGGGCCUGGUCACCCCUGGCAUGACCUAGGAGACCCUGGCUUCCGUGGGGGGCUGCGUGGGAGCCCCCCAGCAGCUGCAGUUAGUUACUAACCACGUGCGGUGUGUGGUAAGAGCUCUUGCCAGGAACCCGAUCCAGCUGUGUGUGAUGUCUCCAAGGCCACCCUGUGUAUAGUUCAGAGUCCCCGAGCGCUCCCCUGGCUGAUGUUCCGCAGCAGUCUCAAUGGUGGGCUGUGUCCUGCACCUGCCCCUCUGUCCCUGA